UCCUCCUUAACAUAGGCCUGAUGUCCUCACGCAUCGCUACACACGCCGAUUCUUGGUACACCGGCAAUGGAACCAAGCUCGACUCGGAGCUGAAAGGCUGGUUCAACGCAGUCAAACCAUCAGCACAGGACAAUUACCAUCCACCCAUCGCGAAGUGCAAAGCCAUCAUCGCACCACAUGCUGGGUAUUCGUAUUCUGGUCCGGCCGCGGCUUGGGCGUAUAAGAGCAUCGAUACUACCGGGAUUAAACGUGUCUUUAUUCUUGGACCAUCACAUCAUGUAUACCUCGACGGAUGUGCUCUAUCGGAAUGCGAGACGUACCAGACGCCCAUCGGGGACUUACCCCUUGAUCUCGAAACCAUCGCAGAGCUAAGAAGUAGUGGAGAGUUUAGCGACAUGGAUCUUCAGACUGACGAGGACGAGCACAGCAUCGAGAUGCACCUACCCUACGUUCGGAAAGUCUUCGAAGGGAUGGACAUUAAGAUCGUCCCAAUACUCGUCGGGGCAAUUGAUAAAGAGAAAGAGGUUGCCUUCGGUCGGACUCUUGCUCCUUACCUCGCACGGGACGACACAUUCUGCGUCGUCUCAAGCGACUUUUGUCAUUGGGGCACACGCUUCUCCUACACAUUCUACUACCCCGAACGUCCUCCUACCGCCCUCGAUCCUAUCCGUCUCUCUCGCACAUCCUCCCCACCCAACCUCCACAAGUUUCCCAUCUACGAAUCCAUUUCCUCCCUCGACCGCGAAGCAAUGGAACUCCUCACCCUGCCACCCUGCACUGCGCGUCAAGCGCACACAUACUUCGCCGAAUAUCUCGCAAGGACGAAGAACACCAUAUGCGGGAGACAUCCUAUCGGAGUGUUGCUUGGAGCGCUGAGUGCGGUGGAAAAGGGAGAAGUAGAGGGCGUAGAGAAGAGGAUGGCAAAGCUGCAAUGGGUGAGGUAUGAGCAGAGUAGUCAGUGUUUGACGGUGAAGGACUCGAGUGUGAGUUAUGCGAGUGCGUAUGUGGUGUUCUAAAGGACAUAGAGUGCCGCCUGUCCGGCAAAGAACCAGCCCCGCCGACGUGUAUCUAAGAAGUGCUUGUUGUAUCAUUCUGUGUACGAAUUUACAGGGCGUAGUGUAUCAAAUGCGGAAAUAUACAAUCAUGUCUGUAUAUGUUACGAUCUACAAUCUACAUCUAUAUCCGUGACCACCUAUUCACCUCUCACAUCCUCGCGACAUGUUCGCCCUUCAACACCAGCCCCACCGGCUCAUCCACCUCGUCCUCGGUCCCAGGGACGCCCUUAUCACUCACCACCUCCCCAUUCUCGAUCUCAAUAUCCUCAAACCCCCAAUCCCUCUGACACCCCUCCUUCAAAUGAUCUCCACCCCCAAGAAGCUUCGCCUCCCACCCCCCAACAAUCUUCUCCGCUCCCUCCUUGCGCCGCACAUGCGUGAGCGAACAACAAGCGAUCCGUAACGGCAUAUUGCGAUCACCAACGAGCUCCCUCGCCAGCGCGAUCACAGUCGCCGCAUGACUGCAGAGCAGAAUCCUCUGGUGUCCUCCUGCACCCUUUCCCUCUGCAGCGGCAGCAGCGGGGAACCGGCGCUCGACCUCGGGAACCAACGCCUCGAGGAAGGCACCGGACCGAUCGUGCACGUCCUUCACGUUCUCGCCUUUGCGGGUCGGGUAGUAUAUCGAGGACCAGGCCGUGGGGUCGAUUUGGGGGAAGUAUUGUUGGAGGGAGGAGGCGGAGGCGGGGCGGGGGUGUAGGCCUGUGUUUGGGAGGACGGGGGAGUACCAUUCGGAGAGACCAUGUUCGACGUAGAUAGGAACUCCGAGGGCGACACUCAGAGGGUUAGCCGUCUGUAAACACCGGUAAUAAGGCGACGAGAAGAUCGCAGUCGGUCUUUGGUCCUCAGGUAACGAGAGGAAAUACUCUGCGACCUCCUUCGCCUGAGUCUCUCCGAACGCAGCUAGCGGUGGAUCCCUAGGUAAUCCCGUCACGCUCUUCCAUUCAGUAGUCACCCAGUUCAACCUAAACCCUACGAUCCCCAAGCCCCAAGCCCCAGAGUCGCAAACACAAGAAUGACAAUGACGAGAUACAUGAGCACGGUGUCCUCAUCCGAUCCUUUCCCAUUACUUCGGGACGUAGAAGACUCAGACUGACCGUGCCUCAAGAUAUAGAUCGUGUCGAUCAUCGU
Molecule: messenger RNA, 2183 nt
Organism: Stereum hirsutum FP-91666 SS1
Lineage: Eukaryota; Fungi; Basidiomycota; Agaricomycetes; Russulales; Stereaceae
Product: UPF0103-domain-containing protein
Exons: 13
Coding region: 21-1016 (331 amino acids)
Source: RefSeq, a predicted model, not a curated record